This is a messenger RNA of Maudiozyma saulgeensis, 4047 nucleotides long. The record is from the annotation of a GenBank genome assembly. Lineage: Eukaryota; Fungi; Ascomycota; Saccharomycetes; Saccharomycetales; Saccharomycetaceae.
AUGCCAUCUAAAAAACAUAAUGAUAAAUAUUUGAAUAGAAGAGACAUUUUUGGGAGAGAUUACUCCUGUAUAUUGAGUUCGCUGCGAAAUAUUGAAAUGUAUGAUGAAAUCGAUCCUUAUAGCCAUGAUCUUGAGAAUGGUUACACUCCAUUACACAUAACUUUAAAGCAAAAUCAAUUGAAAAAAGCAUUUAAGAUAUACAAGAUUUGGAAAACAGAGAAAGCGUUUCCACUAAAUAAACAAUAUAGUCAUAUAUUGAAUGAAAAGGAUCGGGAAGGCUUAUCACCGAUAGAUUUAUAUAAUCUACAGUUCCAAAAUAAGAUAAGACGUUAUCCAAAACAGUUUAAAUACAUUUAUCCGCAUAAACCAAAUGAAUUAUUCAUUGAGUGGCAACCUACAGAAGAAAAUCUGACUUUCGAAUCUACGUCUUCCAUGAUGACACUUCCUAAAUCUAUAGAGGAGGAGAAAUAUCUAAAAGAAAAUAGAGGUUCUCAUAUUCUAACACUUGGUUCAAAUACAAACUAUCAGUUAGGAACAGGCAAUAAAGAUGACAGACAGAAUUUCUUCCAAAUGCAUAUUAACCAAAUUAAAGAUAUGGUUUUCCCACCAAGUAAUGAUAAAUUUAAAGAGAUCAAGAUGACAAAAUACCAUUGCAUCGUAAGAACAACUGAUGAUACAGUUUUCAGCUGCGGUAGUAGUACAAGAGGUAGACUGGGAAAUGGCUCCACGGAGAAACCCUCAUUCAAUUUUUCCAAGAUAUUAGAUUUCAGAGAAUCUGGUAUUAAAAGUUUACAGACAAGUGACAAUCAUAGUGUUCUCUUAGAUAGAGAUGGAAAUUUGUUUACUUGGGGUUGGAAUGCUUUUAAUCAAUUAUGCUACACAACAACAAAUACCACUGUACGGAAACAUGAUGAAAAGAAUAUGGAUACUUUAAACAGUAGCAUUCCAAGGAAGGUUCAUUUUUUUGACGACAAAAAUGUUUCGUUAAUUGCAUGUUCCCCAAUUCACACUUGUGUGUUAACCAAUGAUAAUAUGUUAUAUAUGUGGGGAUUAAAUGUUGGGCAGAUGGGCAGCUCCAAAUUGUCUCACAUUUCACCUGAUGCUGAAUAUAUGGGUGAAUUUGGUCACAUUAUGACAAAACCAAUAGUGGUUAACUUAUCGCACUUAGAGAUUGAACAAAUUGUUGCAACAGAGUUUGUUACAUUCUGUAGAUGUAAAGGAAAUACACUGGUCGUAUUAUCUGAUCACAACAUGAAGACAUUUAGAAUUUCUGUGCCUCACUCAAAAAAUUAUAAAGAAAUUGAUACAUUCAAACAUUUCGCCCAUAGAGGUAUUCACAAUGAGGCUAUUGAUAUCAAAUGCUCCAAUCCCUCUGGAAACAAUCUUUGUAUUAGGUUUAGCUGUGGCAGAGUGGGUAUCGUAUCACCCAAAAAUGAUUCAAUAAAUAGAUGGGCCAAAUUUUCCAACAAUUUACCUAUAUCCUUAUAUUGGAAUCCUGAUAGAACCAUGCAUAAUUGUUUGGAUUUUGAUGUUGGAUCAAAUGGUGGUCUAAUCGUAUGCACAUAUGGAGGUGAAGUUUUUAUGGCUAAUACUUUUACUGAAAAGUUCACGAAGGUACAUAGUAGUAAACUGAUCUCUGGUAGGGCCAUCUCUGUUUCGUGUGAUUCAUCGUUUGACUCGUUUGCGAUAAUAAAAGACGAAUGUAACCCAAUUGACUUACCAUUCAAAGGAAAUGAUGUCAGAAAUAACUUUAAACAGUAUUCUCCUUUGAAUCAUUCGAAAAGAAUUCCAUAUGAGUCUAUAACCUAUGGUGAAUAUUAUAAAGAAGACCAAUUAAUGAAUGAGGGUACGCCAGGGACUAAAAUUUUUGAACAUAUAAUUCAUAAUAACAUAAAACAAUUUGCUUAUGAUGUUGAGUUUGUCAACAAUUUAGAACCAGCUAGUUCAUGGGGUUGUCAUAAGCUUAUCUUGAAGAGAUGCAAAACUCUUUUAAAAUAUUUAAAGGAAACUGGUUCUUUUAAUAUAAAAGAUGGGAUGCUUAUUUUUAAAUUGGAGAACAAAUUUACGGACAACAUUUGGAAAAUCUCUGUUUCCACUUCAAUAGAUUCUGAGUUUGUAAAUGAGACAUUAAAAUCUGUAAUCCAUAUGCUAUACACUGACGAAAACCCGAAGGAUCAGCAAAUAGCUAGAAUAUCAACCCAUAUUGUUGAGAACUCUAUACACAAAAUGGACAUUACAUCAACAAUUCAUGAUUUAUUUGACGUUUAUUCAGAUUCUGACACAUCCAUGGAAUCUCUGAACAACAAUUUAUCAAAAACCGAUGUUAUAAUUAGAUUAAAGGAGGACGAAGUCUGUUAUGGGCACGCAGUAGUACUAUCAAGUAGAUCAAUGUUCUUUAAUAUUGCUCUCAAUAAUCAUUUUAAGAUGGAUAUAGAAAAUGAAAAGAAAUGUAUAGAGUUACCUCACGUUUCAAAAGACCUGUUUAAACCAAUAUUAAGGUACUUAUAUGGCUUUCCAUUUGAAAAUAUCCUUGAUUUAGAGGUAUUAAAUAAGUCAUUUUCUGAAACACUAAACUUCUUAUUCGAGUUAUUAAUGGUCACGGAUGAAUUGAACUUAAUACCCCUGAAGAUAUACACAGAGUCUAUUUUAUCAAAGUACAUUAAUGGUAGCACCGUUGUCCCCAUAUUACUACAUUCAGUAAAUAAUAAUGCAUCAAUCUUACAAACAAAUUGUUGUAUUUUCCUUGCUCUUCAUAUUGGGAUUCUCUUUUGCAAAGAAAAUAUAGAACUGAUUGAUGAUUACUUUGAUGAUCAUAUUUGGGGUAGGCUUGAAUCCCAAUUAGCAUCAUUUGAAAGUGAUGAUCCCACACUUGCCACUCAUUUUUCGUGGUAUGAAACGAACGAUCUGAAUUGGAUUGAUACAUUUAAAUGCAAUAUUGCAAAAUUUAAUGCAAUUUUUAUGCACGGACCACAUCAAUUCGCACCAUUAUUCGAUCAGAAACCAGAUUUAAUUAGUAGUAGAAGAAGGUCGUCUACAAGAAGGUCAUCUUCUUCGAAUAAAAAUGCUGUACGUCGCUCAUCUGUGUACAAGGAGUCUAGGCAGUCAAGUAACGGGUCAUUUAGUGAUACCUCUCAAUUUCCUAUUCUUCUGAAAAACCCCUGGGGGUCAACAACGACUCUUGGGUCAGAGAAUUCAAGUGCAGUUGAAGAUGAUCCAUCAGACUUUGUGGAGGUCGUUAGAAAAUCGAAGAGAAAGUCUGUUGUUGACAAGAAAAGAAAGGACUCAGAGUCGUUACCUACUGAGUCGCCACUACCAUCCGCUGAAAUUUUAAUACAUCCUGAAGUGUCGGGGACUGGUAAUAGUUUACCCUCGUUAUUGAAUACUGGAAUUAUAGAUACUAAAACGGAAAAAGAAGAUACGAACGCUAAAAUUAGUGGCACAUUCAAAAAGAAUACCCAAAAACAAAGGAAAAAACUUCAGCUCAACAGCAAUCCUAUAAUUGAUAAUGAAUCUGGGGAAAAACAUGUGUGGGGGAAAUCUGGAAUUAAUAACGAUGCUGGGUCCAAAAGAGCUCAGAGUAAUGGUAAUGAAAAAUUGCCAUCAUUAUUUGAUGCAACUGUAAAUGAAAUCAAAUCAGCGCCAAAGAGAAGUAAGAGGAAGAAUAUACACAAGGAAGAGGCGAAGACAAUGUAUUCUGAAUUCGUCAGUACCGGUACUGGAGGUGGUAUUAAACCAUACAUGGUAUCUACAAAACAACAGGUAAAUGAAAUCAGUUCUGUCUUUGGUGAUAAAUCUGGUGAAGUAGUUAGCUCACUCGAAGAACAAAUUGCCGCUCUUGAGUUUGAAAAAUGGUUUGCCCAAGAGAGUGCCAAAGUUCAAAAGACGCUGAAAAGAAAGGUUUCAGCUGGUUCUGACAUUAAAAUUCUUUAUAGAGAUACGGAAAAUAUGCCGACAUUAAAUGGUACCUCAACUGGAAGUACUUCAAAAAGGAAAGUGAGAGGAAAUUUCAGGAAAAAAGAUAGGAAAUCUCUUGCAGAAAUUCUAUAA